AUGGCGUGCACCCUCGUCCCCAUCAACCUAGACGACCCCUCGGAAUACGAAGAACUGCGCCAACAGCGCCAGGUGUGCGGUUGGAACCACACCCCCGAGGCCCUCGCCCUCUGGCACGAGAAGCAACGCGCGGGGCUGAAAUCAUUCUUCUGGAUCACCACGAGCAGGCCAGCUCGAUCCUCAGCAUCGGAAUCAAAACCAGGCUCAGACGCAGAAUCCCCAUCAUCAGAACCAACUCCAAUCCGCGCAGGCCACAUCUCGCUCGACGCCUACACCGAACCCCCCGACUCAUCCGUCGCAAACGCAGACAAAACCCGCCUGGCCAUCCGCACCUUCUUCAUCCUCCCCGAGCACCGCAGCAGCGGGCUGGGCCGCGCCUCCAUGAGCCUGAUCGAAUCCCUCGCGGGACACGAACCCUACGGGAGUCCAAACUGCGAAUUCACCACGUUGGACUGUAUGAGUAAAGAGCACUACUAUGACCCCGUGCUGGGCCCCGCUGUCAGGAAAGUCCAGCCGAUUUGUAACCAGGAGUGGUAUGAGCGCUUGGGGUAUGUGGUUUGGAAGGUGGAGCCAAGGUAUGAGGAUACGGUUGUCCUUGAGAGUGGCGAGGUUAGGGAGGUUGUUUAUAAGGCGGCGUUUAUGAGGAAGGCGGUUGUUCGGUAG
This is a messenger RNA of Aspergillus calidoustus, 663 nucleotides long. Lineage: Eukaryota; Fungi; Ascomycota; Eurotiomycetes; Eurotiales; Aspergillaceae. The record is from the annotation of a GenBank genome assembly.